AUGGGCAAAGGUCUACGAUCAAGCGUCAACAAGACCAACAACAGAAAGCUUAAGAAAAAUGUCUUUGGCCCCGUCGAGGCCGCCCGCACCGAGCGUCUGUCGCAAAAGCUGCAAGAAUUAGCCUCGCAGCCAAAGCCCCCAAAGUCAGACAUGGAAGUCGAGGAAUCAGGUGACUCGAAGCAGGCCGAGUCCGAGGCCAAGGCCACCAACGCAAAUGGUGUGUUAAAUGCUCUUGCAAUCCCGAUUCCAAAGUCGCUCGCCCAUCAAUGUCCCGCUACUGCUGCUGCCUCGAUGAACAUGCUCACUCCUCCACCCACCCCUCCGCUCGACAUUUCCGACUUCAGCAACCGCUCUGUCAGAUCUGUGCAUGGACGUUAUGCCGAUGAACAGCUCUUCUUCCACCUCCUAGGUGUUUCGACCGACAUCCACGGCUUCGACCCGUUCGGCAACAUCUGUUUAGGGUUCGGAUCCGAUUCUGAGAGUGACAACGAGAGCAGCAGCAACACCGCAAUGGACCUCGACUUGACCAACGCCNCCAGAUCAAGCUGGAUCAAGGCCGAGAAGAGAGCCAAGGAAGAAAAGCGCAACCGCAUCGCAAAGAAGCAAAAGCGCAAGGUCAUCAACCAAAUGACCUUCAAGAAGAACCCUCGUACCGGAAAGAAGUGA
Molecule: messenger RNA, 666 nt
Organism: Aureobasidium vineae
Lineage: Eukaryota; Fungi; Ascomycota; Dothideomycetes; Dothideales; Saccotheciaceae
Source: the annotation of a GenBank genome assembly